AUGACGUCUAACUGCACCAACGGCACGAACACGAGCGACAGCAGUAGCAGUAGCCACUCGUGCAUGCCUCUCUCCAAAAUGCCCAUUAGCCUUGCUCACGGCAUCAUCCGCUCCACUGUGCUGAUCGUUUUCCUCAUCAUAGCGUUCUUUGGCAACGUGGUGCUGGGCAUCGUGCUGCAGAGCAAGCCGCAGCUGCUGCAGGUGUCCAACCGCUUCAUCUUUAACCUCCUCAUCACCGAUCUGCUGCAGGUUUUGCUCGUGGCCCCCUGGGUGGUGGCCACUUCCGUGCCUUUUUUGUGGCCCCUCAACAACCAUUUCUGCACAGCCCUGGUUACCCUCACCCACCUGUUUGCCUUUGCCAGUGUCAACACCAUCGUGGUGGUGUCAAUAGAUCGCUACUUGUGCAUCAUCCACCCUCUCACCUAUCCAUCCAAGAUGACCCCACGCAAGGGCUACAUGCUUAUUUAUGGCACCUGGAUCAUAGCCAUUCUGCAAAGCACACCCCCACUCUAUGGCUGGGGCAAGGCUGCCUUUGAUGAGCGUAAUGCCCUCUGCUCCAUGCUCUGGGGGGACAGUCCCAGCUACACCACCCUCACCAUAGUGUCCUUCAUCAUAAUCCCACUGAUUGUCAUGCUUGGCUGCUAUGCUGUGGUGUUCAAUAUAGCCCGUCGGCAGCAUGCUCUGCUGUACAACGUCAAGAGCCACAGCUUGGAGGUACGGGUCAAGGACUGUAUGGAGAAUGAGGAUGAAGAGGGAGAGAGGAAGAAGGACGAGUUCCAGCAUGAGAGUGACUUUCAAGACCAGGAUGAAGAUGAAGAGGGCAGCAUGAAUGUCAAGGAAGGUAGCAUGGAGAUGGGUGAGAUUAGCGUGGCAGCUCAGGACAUCGAAGAGGCCAGAGAGAGCAGUGUGGAGGCCCAGGAGGAAGGUGGCACUGAAGUUGAGGAGAGCAGCAUGAAGUCAGACAAGGACGGCACAGAGGUCAACCACUGCAGCAUUGACUUGGGGGAAGAUGAUUUGGAGUUCAAUGAGGAUGGCCUGGAAUUUGAUGAAGGCAUCCAUUUCAAUGAGGAUGACAUUGAGGCUGUGAAUAUUCCAGAUAGCCUCCCACCCAGUCGUCGAAAUAGCCGUAGCAACCUCCCUCUACCCAGGUGCUACCAGUGCAAAGCUGCCAAAGUGAUCUUUCUCAUCAUUUUCUCCUAUGUGCUGUCCCUGGGGCCCUACUGCUUUGUAGCAGUCCUGGCCGUCUGGGUGGAUGUCCAAACCCAGGUGCCCCAGUGGGUGAUCACCAUAAUAAUCUGGCUUUUCUUCCUGCAGUGCUGCAUCCACCCAUACAUUUAUGGCUACAUGCACAGGACCAUCAGGAAGGAAAUCAAGGCUAUGCUGAAGAAACUCUUCUGCAAGGAAAAGCCCCCAAAAGAAGUCAACCACCCAGACCUGCCUGGAACCGAAGCCGGCACAGAGGGUGGUAAGACGGUCCCAUCCCACGAUUCUGCCACUUCACCUUGA
Molecule: messenger RNA, 1506 nt
Organism: Chrysochloris asiatica (Cape golden mole)
Lineage: Eukaryota; Metazoa; Chordata; Mammalia; Afrosoricida; Chrysochloridae
Gene: GPR101
Product: G protein-coupled receptor 101
Exons: 1
Coding region: 1-1506 (501 amino acids)
Biological process (GO): adenylate cyclase-activating adrenergic receptor signaling pathway
Cellular component (GO): membrane
Molecular function (GO): G protein-coupled receptor activity
Source: RefSeq, a predicted model, not a curated record